AUGGCUCGAGCGGCUGUCAUUCCGAAGUCGUCGCCCCCUAAACGGACCACGCGCACCACAGCGAAGCGAACGACCACAGCGUCAACGACGACGACAACGACCAGCAAGACCACGAAACCAGCACCCACCAAGUCAGCAACGCGAACGACGACAAAAGGCAAAGCUCCCACAUCAGCUACCGAAGCUAGGAAACGGGGCGUGCGAACCGCAGCGGCGUCGAGUAGCCCGGUCGACGAUAGCUCGGAUGAUGGAACCGAUGAUGAACUUGGAGAUCUAGAUACCAAGCCGAAGAGCUCUACGACGAGGACUAAGGCGAAAUCGUCUGCUCCUACAACUACUGCGGCUGGUCGCGGUAGACGGGCGGCUUCGACUGCCACGCCGGAGAUGGAGAGUGACGAGGAUGAGGAUGAACUUGCUCAGACCGAGGUCCCCAAGAGGCGUGCCGGACGCCCCAAGGCUAGGUCAGCCGAGCCUGCUGAGAAGCCUGCACCUGCGCCGAAGACGAGGGGCAGACCUAAGGGCAGCGGAAAGGCAAACGCGACUGCUGGGAAAAAAAGCACACAGAGGAAGACGCGAACGCGAACACAAACGAGUGUCGAGCCCGAGCCUGAGCCCGAAGUCGAGCAGGCCCCGAAAGAGAUCUUCAUUACGACGAAUUCUUCCAGCAUGCGAUCGAAUAUACUGCGUGGUCCGGCCAAGAAGAAGAAGAAGGUCACUUUCCGUGACCCGGACUCAGAAGAGGACAUGAGUGAGCCCAUCCCUCCCACUGCCGGGCGGAGAAGGGCUGCUACACCGAAGAAGGGUGGGUUUGCAGCCAAGCCUGUUCGUAGCUCUCCUGCGGCUACCGGUCGCGGCCGUAAACCGGCAGCCGCGAAGAAAGGCACCUCGAAGCCUCUCUCGCCCAAGAAAGCAACCCAAGUUGCGAAGUCUAUCUCGUCAUAUGCCAGCUCCGACGGCGAAGAGGACGAAUUGAGCGCCGCCAAAAGCCCCGUCAGGAUUACUGUCGACUCUCCCACCAAACACGGAUCAACAAAUACUGGACUCAGCUCCCCGGUAAAACGAAUCAAUUUUGCUCCCGCCUCGCCUCAGAAGAAAGUCGACGAAAAUGGAAAGCCCACUGCUCACUUGCCUAUGCCGAUGGAUUUUAGCGAGUCCUUGUUCAUGUCUAGCCCCGCUCAUCGCCCUACGCCAUCACCUUUCAAUUUCACGAUGAAGGAGACUCCCAGACGUGGUGGUUUUACUGUGCGGGAAGAUAUGAAGCCUUCGAAUCAGCAGGAUUCCACACCGACCAAGAGCUCGCCACUUAAAGCAUCGCCUAGGAAAGCCAAACUGGAGACACCGAGACGUGGUAAUCUGAACUUCCUCGACGAGAGCAGGCCGCUAGGUCAGCCAAACUUCACCCCCGGCCACGCCUCUCCCCUGAAAUCUUCGCCUAAAAAGGGUCUCUUCAGUAUCUCGCUUCCCUCGAAAUCUGCACCGCCUGUAUCAUCAACUCCUCUGAAAUCUAUGAGUCUACUACAGAGUCCUGCAAAGAGGAUUGCAUCUCCGUUCAAGAGUUCUUUGAUGAAAAAGUCGCCUUUAGCUGAAGAGGAUGAAUUGGAUGAUGAGGACCCCGAAGAUAGCUAUUCGCCAACUCAGAGUCCUCCAAAGCCCGUGAAUUUCGAUGACAUGGAUGAUGACAUGGAAACGGAGGAUGAUGAGCAUGUGAAUGCUGCUGCAUUUGAGGAUCCGGAAGAAAGCUUCCCCGCUGAGAAUCAAAUGCAGAGUCAACCAGAGACAGAAAAUUACGCCGAAGCUGAAGCUUCUGAAGCCUCUGACAAUGAGCCUGAAGAGCAAUCUCAGGAGUACACCUUCGACCACAUCGAUGAUCAAUACUCAGCAAUCCCUGAUGUUCAGGAGGACCCAAUGGACCCCACAGAGCUCCAGGCUCAAGAGACUGCUAGCGAACAUGAUUUUGAAGAAGACAACGUGGACUUGGAAGCCGUGGAUGAUAAUGCCGAAGACGAUCUUGAAGACGUUGAAUCGCAUAGCAACAGCCACCCUGGAGAUAUCCGGGCAGACUUCAAAUACCAUGAGGAGAAGCGGGAGAGCCUCGCAAACGGCACCAUUGAAGAUGUUGACGAUGAGGCCGACCUUGUGGAAGAGAAGGUGCAUGACACCGAGGAGGAUAAGGAUGAUGUCUCUGAACUAGACCACGGUGAAACCGAACGUCUUGCGGAGCCAGAGCAAACUCAAGAGGACCCGGUCGAAAACACGCCAGAACAUUCAAUCACCAGAGAGGAGUCUACUUCCACAGGUCGAUGCAGCCUGAUCGAAGGGCUUGAAGAUGUCUUUGUCGACGCGCCGCUUCCUAUUGGUCAGAUGAAUGAAGAACCUGAUUCCCUGAGCGGUGAUGACAUGUUAGAAGCCGGUGGAGAGGAGGCCGAUAUGGCGGAACCCAACGAUGAAUACGACGAAGAACUUUACGACGUUGGCGAUGAAUAUGCCUUCGACGAUGACGAGGAGACCAUUGUGGCAUUUGAAAUGACUGGACAGCAACAAAUGUUCUAUGCGCCUGAUAUUGCCCACGAACAACCGCAAGAUACUGCUCCUCGUCAAGUUCAAGAUCAGCCUCCACGAAGUCCCGUGGAAUCGAUGGAGCAACAGAUAACCCAAGCGCCUGUUGAUGAAAACGAAAAUGAUCUACAGGAAAGCGCCCCUCGUGAAAUCGAAAACCGCCCUUCACCUCCAUCCCUACGCAAUGUGGAGGGCUACCGCGAGGAGUCAAAGGAUGAAACGGAUUCGAACGCAGACGAUUUGUCUGAUUCCGAGCCCGGUGCUGAAGGAAGCAUGCAUGCCUCCAAGAAUGCUAGCCCCCAAGUACCACCUCAGCCGGAGCACCAAUCUCCUGCUCCGGCUACCGAAGCACCGCGUAGUAACCGCCCACGCUUCACGCUAUUGGCCGAUCAACUCAGCGGAUGGAGGGCCAGCAGCCCCCAGAAGCCUGAGCCCAAACGCUCAAAACGGAGAGGUGUUUUCUCUCUUGGUGGAGGCCUCAGAAGGUCCAGCGGUGUUCCGCGUGCCUCCCGUCUCUCUGGGCAUGUGUCCUAUCCGGAAAUCACUGCCCGCGAAGACAAUAUAACCCCCGAAUCUUCUCAUCAGGAGAACAACGUCGAGGACCGGGACAUUGCCUCCCAGACUGAUAUGAUGAUGCACGAGUCGGAUGCAAUCCAAGCAAAUGGCCAGGAGGUCCAGCGAUCUAUCGAACAACCCAAAUUUGAGAUUUUCAGUGAUCCGGAGCCCGAAGCUGUUCAUACUGAGGCAGCUAACGAAACGAGCUCCUCCGAACCGUUGUUAGCCUCUUCAAAUGAGGAGUUCUCAACGAAGCCUGGAUCUCCCGCCCAAGAGGCUUCAUUCGAGUACGAUGACGACAAAGAAAACGAUGAUGUCCCUCUUGCUGGGCCGGUGACUCCGAUAAAAAACAGGAACAACCAGUUGCAGACCGUGCAUACGGUGUCAAAGGUGCCUCUGAAGGGAGAAGGCCAGAUUUCUCCCUUGAAAGCAUCCCGCAAAAGAGGCCUUUCGAUGGGCACCUCGCCUACUCGGUCCUCUACUAGGAUCCGCAAGUCUCUGGGUCCUCUCGAACCGGCAUUGCUGCGCCCAUCCCCCAAGCUGCCCCGUCUUCAGCAAGACACAAUCCCCAAGCUGCAACCGAACAUGUCCCGACGGAGGAGCUCCAUGGCCCAACAGCCCAGAAGUGCCGCUAAACCUUCGCGGACCUCUAGCCCGGCGAAGAGUCCUCGGAAGAGCAUCAGCGCAGCCAACCUGGCCCUGCAAGGAGCUGUCGUUUUUGUUGAUGUCCAUACUACGGAGGGAGAGGAUGCUAGCGGUAUCUUCAUUGAGCUCCUGCAGCAAAUGGGGGCUCGAUGCGUCAAAACCUGGUCGUGGAACCCUCGCGCCAGUGUUUCGCCGGACGAGGAUGCUCAAACCAAAGAAAUCCGAGUGGGUAUAACCCACGUCGUCUACAAAGAUGGAGGAGUGCGAACUCUGGAGAAGGUCAGGCAUGCCCGAGGCCUGGUGAAGUGCGUUGGAGUUGGUUGGGUUCUUGACUGUGAACGAGAAGGCAAAUGGCUCGAUGAAGCCCACUACGCAGUCGACAGCUCCAUCAUCCCCCGUGGCGGCGCCAAACGGAGAAAGAGCAUGGAGCCUCGGGCCCUCAGCAACGUCAACGGUACCCUCGUCACGAGCGCCGCCACUGCCAACAGCAGAAAAUCCGGCGCCGACUGGAACACCGUGGAAGAGUUCAAGCGUCAUACCCCUACUCCCCCGCCCGAGGAGCCUUCCACGCCCACCAACAACCGCCAGAACGACGCCGAUAUCAACGAGCGCUAUUUCCAAACCCCGAAGACGCCCGGCUACGGCUUCAACAUCGACAAUAUCGGAAUGUCCCCUGCUACUCCCUACUACCUUUCUCAGCGGAACAAGCUCGUGCAGCAGACCUGUCCUCCGAAACAGCUUCAGCAGGGCCUUUUCGAGAGAGCUGGCCCCGCCGAACAGCCUUCUCAGAAAUUGCGCACGAAGCUGGAAGCCGCGAGAAGGAAGAGUUUGGCGUAUAAGCCUCGAGUUGGGAGUCCGUUGAUUGAGUAA
Aspergillus affinis is the source of this 4626-nucleotide messenger RNA. RefSeq lists its product as uncharacterized. Gene Ontology annotation, biological process: mitotic cell cycle. The record is from RefSeq and is a predicted model, not a curated record. Lineage: Eukaryota; Fungi; Ascomycota; Eurotiomycetes; Eurotiales; Aspergillaceae. The transcript has 2 exons. Bases 1 to 4626 code for a protein of 1541 amino acids.